Messenger RNA from Cololabis saira (Pacific saury), 1534 nucleotides. Its product is annotated as prostaglandin E synthase 3-like. Bases 228 to 707 code for a protein of 159 amino acids. Gene Ontology annotation, cellular component: cytosol; nucleus. Gene Ontology annotation, molecular function: prostaglandin-E synthase activity; protein-folding chaperone binding; Hsp90 protein binding. Gene Ontology annotation, biological process: telomere maintenance via telomerase; protein folding; prostaglandin biosynthetic process. Lineage: Eukaryota; Metazoa; Chordata; Actinopteri; Beloniformes; Belonidae. The transcript has 8 exons. The record is from RefSeq and is a predicted model, not a curated record.
CAGGUCCUCGCCUCACAUCAGGCGCAGCUGCGUCUCCACAAACAUCCCGCGCCAUUCUCGUCCCCAGAUACGCAACCAGAUCCGGAGCAGUGCACACACUUACUCCAGGCGUCCGCAGAGCUCGUGUGCCGGCACCAUCCCCUCCUUUAGAAAGAAACUACCAUUCUUCCCACCGCUCUGCAUCUGUGCAUCUCUGCCCAGAGGAGCUGACCAGCAGACCAGCAGACAUGCAUACAGCAACUGCCAAAUGGUACGACAGGAGGGACUCUGUUAUUAUAGAGUUCCUUAUAGCAGACAGCAAAGAUGUUAAAGUGGACUUUAACAAAAAAAAGUGUGGUUUUAGCUGUCUUGGAGGAGAUGGAGAUGCCAAACAUGAGAAUGAAAUAGAACUUUAUGAGGAUAUUGACGAAAGUGAAUGCAAACAUAAACGCACAGACCGUUCUGUCUUGUGCUAUUUACGAAAAGCACAGCCAGGGAAAGCGUGGCCGAGGCUAACAAAAGAGAAGGCGAAGCUGAGUUGGCUCAGUGUUGACUUCAACAACUGGAAAGACUGGGAGGAUGACUCAGAUGAGGAGAUGGGCAACUUUGAUCAGUUCUCAGAUAUGAUGAACAACAUGGGAGGUGAGGAUGACUUACCUGAUCUAGAUGGUGCCGAAGAUGAUGACUCUGCAGAUAGCGACGAUGAGAAAAUGCCAGACUUGGAAUAGAAGACUGUAAUACUGUAGAAGGAACACAGACCAACUGAGGACAAGAGGAAGCAUAACAAAUUCACAUCUUGAAACUGAAGGCAGUGACAAACAACUGUACAUAUGAGUCAGUAGCCAUAUUUAUCUCUUUGACCAAUUGGAGUACUUACAGUUGAUAUGCAUGGCAUUGUACAGAGCAGCUAUCUUCACUUCCAUUUGCUGUACUGCACUUUUGGGGUAUGUUGUUUUUGUUGAAUAUUACAAGAAAGGACACCUUAUUUUUGGGAAACUUGUAGUUGUCCUCAACUGUUUUCAAAUGCAAUGUGGUUCAAAAAUUACCUGGUUCACUUCUUCCUAAUGUUGUUUGUUUUGUUUUCUUAAAUUAGCUGAUUUGAGCAGCUUGUUUCAUGAUUGAAGAAUUAGAUGGGUUUUCUGAUUGGGAUCCUCUAAAGCCUUCCGUGUGCUGUGAAUUAGAUAUCCAGGCAACCAGUCUUUGUAUCAGUAGCUUAACCUUCCACCUUAUGUUUCCUUUUAUUACUUGUUUAAUGUUUGUGAAUUUGGAAUAAUGAAUUAGAAAUAUUUGCAUUUUCCCAGUAAUGAUCUACUGUACUGAUUGAAUUCCAUAUACACACCUGACAUAUAAUUUACAACAGACAGUGAAAUGUUUUGCAGCUGAUGAAGAAAUCUGAAGCUCAGUUGGUCUUUUGCUUCAUGUGGUUUGACACUAUCCUUCAGUUUCUUUCUGUUUGUUCAUCUAUCCUCCCUCAUGAGUGAGGAAGUGUUGGAAUGAAACAAGAGUGGUGACCAAAUCAUAUUUGCACUGUCAAUAAAAUGUAAAAGAAGACAAA